Colletotrichum phormii is the source of this 900-nucleotide messenger RNA. RefSeq lists its product as uncharacterized. The transcript has a single exon. The coding region runs from base 1 to 900 and encodes 299 amino acids. The record is from RefSeq and is a predicted model, not a curated record. NCBI's taxonomy places the organism in Eukaryota, Fungi, Ascomycota, Sordariomycetes, Glomerellales, Glomerellaceae.
AUGUGGGACGCCUCUUCAGGUGAAAGUCGCGGUGGAGCGGGGGCGGGGCCAACCGCUAUAACGGGCCUGCAAUUAGAGGGCAGGGUGGGUCCGGGGACCGAUGCCCUAUCAAGGUCCCGGUCAGGUACCAGCAACGGUAGCGGUGGUGCCGGCGGUGCUGCUAUUAACGGCCAUGGACAAGGUGGCAGUGGUGGUGCAGGCGCAGUUGGUGCAGGUGUUGGUGGUGCAAUUGGCCGUCGGACGAGCAGCCUGAAAACGACGGGCAGCCCUCAAAAGAAGUUGACGCCGCCGCCGCAGCUAGGCGAGAGGAAUCUCCUCAGGUCUGGCUCUGUUUCUGUCUCUGCUUCUCUCUCUUCCGUCACUGGCUCUGUCACGCGCGAACGCGAAGGACACCUUGGAGGAGCUCAUCCCUACCACCGCCAAUCAUCCACUUCAACAUCCCAGCAGCCACAACCACAACACCAACACCACACGUCAACUUCGACAUCAUCCUCGACGACAACGCAACAAAUCAGGGUACAUCUACGACGAGGAGGAAGCGCCGGUCCACACCAGCCCCAGCAGUACCAACCCGUCCAGCCAUAUCAGUAUCAGGUCCCCGGACGAGAACGAGGACCACCACCAGCUCCAACAUCCGGAGCUGCAUCUCGAAGUCGAGACACCAUUGCCAACUACAACAGGCUCUGUCGCGAGACCCAGCACAGCUCCACGAGCACUUUGCACCACCAGAACUACUGGCCCGAUAACUUUCGCAACCCCCGCGGCGGACUCGGCAUCGAGCACAGCAACAACGCCACCAGAUCCAAUUCAAUAGCGACGAAUCCGAGAAACGACAACCAACCACGAACCGGUGGGAUCCAGAAAUUGGCCCUUGAAGAGAGUGGUGUUGCUGAAGAGUGA